Molecule: messenger RNA, 2566 nt
Organism: Neoarius graeffei (lesser salmon catfish)
Lineage: Eukaryota; Metazoa; Chordata; Actinopteri; Siluriformes; Ariidae
Product: tripartite motif-containing protein 16-like
Exons: 6
Coding region: 104-1774 (556 amino acids)
Molecular function (GO): protein binding; zinc ion binding
Source: RefSeq, a predicted model, not a curated record
UAAUUUCAUUUCGUUUCAGAGAAAACAAAACUUGCACAGUUCUCAGAAUCUCCUCUCCUUCUGUUUGUCUCUUUUUGCUCUCAGUGUGUGACUGUACGAAAAAAUGGCAGAGGUUGGUAUUUCAGACCAGAAUCAGUUAAUCUGUCCAGUGUGUCUGGAUAUUCUGAAGGAUCCUGUAACUAUUCACUGUGGGCACAAUUUCUGUAAGGUGUGUAUUAAUGGAUUCUGGGAUCUGGAGGAUGUAAAGGGUGUCUACAGCUGCCCCCAGUGCAGAGAGACUUUCUCUCCAAGGCCUGUUCUACGCAGGAACAACAUACUGGUUGAAAUGAUGGAGAAACUGAAGAAUACUGAACUCCAAGCUGCUUCUCCUGCUCACUGUUACGCUGGACCUGGAGAUGUGGGGUGUGAUUCCUGUAUUGGGAGAAAACGCAAAGCCACUAAUUCCUGUCUGGUGUGUCAGGCAUCCUAUUGUGAAGAUCAUCUUAAACCUCACUAUCAGUCUCCUGCCUUUAAGAAGCACAAGUUAGUUGAAGCCUGUGCAGAGCUCCAAGAGAAGAUCUGCUCUGAACACGACAAACUGAUCGAGAUCUUCUGUCGUACUGACCAAAGCUUCAUCUGUUAUUUGUGUACGAUGGAUGAACAUAAAGGUCAUGAUACAGUUUCAACUCAAGCAGAAAUAAAUGAAAAACAGAAUGAGCUAAAGGAGGAGCAGAUGAAAUCCCAGCAGAGGAUCCAGGAGAAGCAGAAGGAGGUGCAGGAGCUGAAACAGACUGUGGACACUAUUAAGAUGCAUUAUCAGUCAGCAGUAGAUGACAGUGAGAGGAUCUUUACUGAGAUAAUCAGAUCCAUGAAGAAAAAGUGCUCGGUGGUGACGGAGGUGAUCAGAGCUCAGGAGAAAGCUGAACUGAGUCGAGCUGAACGACUCCUGAAGCAACUGGAGCAGGAGAUUGCUGAUCUUCAGAGGAGAGUCACUGAGCUGGAGCAGCUUUCACACACACACGAUCACAUCCACUUCCUCCAGAGUUUCCCGUCUCUCUGUGUUUCUCCUGGAUGUGACGACUCACCCAGCUUCACUGUCAAUCAACAUCUCUCAUUUGAUGGAGUGAGGAACUCUCUCUCAGAUCUGAAAAAACGAGUCGAGGAAACUUUUGAGGAGGAAUUCAGCGUAAUUCGUCCGCAAGCUGCAGCAGUUCACAUGAUUUUACCCUCAGAACCAAAGAGCAGAGAAGAUUUUCUGCAGUAUUUCUGUUAUCUGACUCUGGAUCCAAACACAGCACAUCCUAACCUCAUUCUGUCUGAGAAGAACAGAGCGGUGACACGCAGUGGGACAGAACAGAGAUACUCUGAUCAUCCAGAGAGAUUUGACCCCAGGUGUCAGGUGUUGUGUAAGGAGAGUGUGUGUGGACGCUGUUACUGGGAGGUGGAGUGGAGGGGUGGUGUGUUCAUAUCAGUCUCAUAUAAAGAGAUCAGCAGGAAAGGAGUGGGUGGUGAGUGUGGGUUUGGAUUCAACAGUCAGUCCUGGAGUCUGUGGUGUUUUUAUUCCUCUGUCUAUUUCUGGCACAACAACAUUCAGACUGUUCUCCGAGGUUUAUCAUCCUCCAGAAUAGGAGUGUAUGUGGAUCACAGUGCAGGAACUCUGUCCUUCUACAGCGUCUCUGACACGAUGAGGCUCCUCCACAGAGUCCACACCACAUUCACUCAGCCUCUAUAUGCUGGGUUCUGGAUGUGGGGUCCUGACUCAUCCGUGAGGUUUUGUGAUCCGAUGAAAAAAUGAAAUGGUAAAAGUUGAAAUGUUUAGUAAAAUUAUAACUGAGGUGUCAGAUUGAAUUUCUCCCUGAAAUACAAAGAUACUUUUGUGUGCAGAACUGUGGCACUAAUGAAUUAUUAUUUUCAAAGUGCUUCUGUUUUAUAGAUUAAUUCUAAAUAAAUUACAUACAGUGGUGCUUGAAAGUUUGUGAAAACAGGGUGCCCACUCACACCUGAUUGUCAUCCCGUUGAUGGAAAACACCUGACUCUAAUUUCACCUUCAAAUGAACUGCUAAUCCUAGAGGUUCACAUACUUUUGCCACUUGAGGAUGCUGAGUUUUUCAGCGAUGUUCCCAUUAUCUUCCAGCAGCUUCAGUACAGGAUCUGAGCCUCGAACGUACUGCAGCACACAAACGAAUCACGCUAAAUGAACUUGUUCAUGAAAUACAGAAUUUACUUCCUCAGCUCAAACACAGUCAAUCAUCUGUGUGUCUGUAAUGUAGCUACAGUUAAGGGAUGCAUCAUGACUUCAUCACUUGCCUUAAAAGACAUGAUUUAAUUCUGUAAGGAUAAAAAAUUCACAGAAUGAAAAAGUUACACUGGAUAAUCCUUCCAUAAAAUGUUACAUAAACGUCUCCUUACUUUAAGAAAACUUUGCCAUAUCAGUGAUUUGAAAACAGGAACCAUGGUGAAAUAAAAACACUGCUGUAAACAUUUGAUAAGUCAAGCCACUUUAUGGAUACCCCCUUUCCACCAAUGCGUACCAGGUCAAAUCAAGUUUAUUUUUUUUGGUCAAGUUUAUUUAUUUAUUUUGUUAAGU